AUGGUCAAAGUUUACGGAAUUUUCAUAUUAAAUCAAACAAGCCCGACAAGUAAGCCUACCGUCUUGUGUAGUCAUACCGAUAGUGGAACAUGGUAUAGUUUCUUGUACACGGAUCAAAUUACGGAACUUACCAUCUUCUUAGCCAAAUUAUUAGCCGAAAAAACCAAUCCCGGAUACAGACAACAAGUAGAAAAGGAUGAACUCACUGGCUAUGUACAAAAAACAAAAGAUGGUCUCAGUUGUGUUGUAGUGACCGAUCAGGACUAUCCGUUCCGUGUGGCCUUUGAUUUAGUGAGACACACGCUGAGAGAUUUCACAGAUUGGCGUACACAACAAACACUCUCGUCACGCAACGAUGAUCCAGCUCAAUACACAGCAACCAUCAAAGAUUUAAUGACCAAAUUUCAAGAUCCCAUGCAAGCAGACAAAAUUCUCAAAUUAAAAAAGGAUUUGGAAGAAACGAAGGAAAUUCUUCACCAAACUCUUGAGAAGUUAAUUGAUCGAGGAACGCAUAUCGACAAGCUCAUUGAACAAACGAAUGAACUCUCGGAUGGAGCCAAAGAAUUUUAUAGGAAAACAAGAAAGAGCAAUUGUUGUAAUAUUUUGUAA
This is a messenger RNA of Naegleria lovaniensis, 609 nucleotides long. RefSeq lists its product as uncharacterized. Gene Ontology annotation, biological process: endoplasmic reticulum to Golgi vesicle-mediated transport. Gene Ontology annotation, molecular function: SNAP receptor activity. NCBI's taxonomy places the organism in Eukaryota, Heterolobosea, Eutetramitea, Acrasida, Naegleriidae. Bases 1 to 609 code for a protein of 202 amino acids. The record is from RefSeq and is a predicted model, not a curated record. Gene Ontology annotation, cellular component: Golgi apparatus. The transcript has a single exon.